AUGGCGCCAGCUCUCGGCUACUCCACUCGCACCCCCGUUGCGCUUCCAGCGUCCCCCUCCGCAUCUGCGACGUCGUCGCUGGGUCGCAUCGCGAGCCGUGCGUCGCUUUUCGUCGUAACGCCCACUGCCGCCGCGGAAGCCUUCGACCUUUCUCGUCCGUCCGUUUUGCUCGGAGCCGGCGCUGCCGACUGCUGCCAACCUCUUCCUCUCGACUGCGACUACAGCGGCGCCAGCAGCGCGGCCGGCGUGGAAAUGCAGGAGGGCAGCGGUUCGAACUUCGACGAGUCCGAUAUGUUCAGCGACAUUCCCGCCGAACCGCAGCGCUUCGCGGGAAAACCGUGUGAAGAAUCGACGCAAUCCAACGUGCGCGGAACGAAGAGGGCUGCGGACGGGCCACUGGAGCGGAGAGUCCGCGGAAAGGCAGAAGCGUUCAGCGCAACGAGCGCGGAUUGCCGCGGCGCGCCUAAUGCCAUCUCACCCUCGUCAAGCCUCCCUUGGUGGGUGCUCGAGGCGCUCGGGGAAGAACACGAGGGCGAAGGAGAGGUGGACGGUUGUCCGCCAGCUUCAGCUUCCCCCGCGGACUCUGCCUGCUCCGCCGCUGCAGGCAAUCACCCGCGCGGCACUACCGUGGUUCCUCCUAGUUCUGUAAGCGGAGCUGGUGCCUGCUUAUGGGCGGAAACGCUCGGCGCGGAGGACAUCGGCGCUCUGCUGCAGGCGGAGCUUUGCGGGGACUCAUUUACUGGGCGGAGCGUGGUGGCGGAAGGGGAGGGUUCGGCGGAAGCUGAGGGGCCGUUGGAUGACCUUUGCGCGGAUGCUGUGCUGCACGCGCAGUGCUUUGCGGACGAGGCGGAGAUUGGGGAGAAGCUUGAAGUGGAGGAGCGGGAAGCUGCGCAGUGGGAUGUGGCGGGUUUGGGGAUGUGGUGCUGGGAGGAGCGCUUGGUCGCUUGCUAG
Molecule: messenger RNA, 951 nt
Organism: Closterium sp. Naga37s-1
Lineage: Eukaryota; Viridiplantae; Streptophyta; Zygnematophyceae; Desmidiales; Closteriaceae
Source: the annotation of a GenBank genome assembly